AUGUCUGAAAGUUUUUUAGAACUUAUUCUUGUGGAUUUCCACAGAAAACUUUUAAAAGCUUACGAGACCAAAGCCAAGGAAGACAUUACAGCUACGAUUCACAAAUGGAUAAUUUUCCUUUUAGAGUUUAGAAACUUAAAUUUCAGCGAAAUUAUUCAACUAAUGGAAAGGCACUCAAAUAAUGAACGCAGAUUUAGUAGUUUAAUUGGCAUUUUCUACAAAUUUCAGCUGGGAAAUAAUGAGAAAGCAGAAACAUUAUUUAACAGCACAGCAAACAUUCAAUCAAAAGACCACAUCGAAUCGCGCAAUUCACAAAAUAAUCAAAUUUUAUUGAUCGUAUAUUACGAAAAUAAAAUAAUGAAUGAAUGCAAGGUACUAGAUGAUUUUGGUGUGGAUGAGAACGACGCCUUCGAUGAUUUCAUGAAGUCAGAAGAGGAACAAGGAAACUGUGGCGCUCAAUGUUUUUUGGGACAUUACUAUGCGUAUGGUAUAGGAGUUGAUAUAAAUUUGGAGGUAUCGUUCGGCUGGUACUUAAAGUCCGCUGAAGAAGGAUUUUUUGAAGCGUUUUCUCAUGUAGGAGACUGUUAUUUAUAUGGUCGAGGUGUAGGUCAAGACGUGUACAAAGCGUGGGAGUGGUAUUCCAAAUCCAUCCAAGGAGGAAAGUUGGCUGCUAAAACAGUGUAA
Messenger RNA from Funneliformis mosseae, 684 nucleotides. The record is from the annotation of a GenBank genome assembly. NCBI's taxonomy places the organism in Eukaryota, Fungi, Glomeromycota, Glomeromycetes, Glomerales, Glomeraceae.